This is a messenger RNA of Sceloporus undulatus (fence lizard), 1610 nucleotides long. RefSeq lists its product as uncharacterized. The transcript is spliced from 3 exons. The record is from RefSeq and is a predicted model, not a curated record. The coding region runs from base 1 to 669 and encodes 222 amino acids. Lineage: Eukaryota; Metazoa; Chordata; Lepidosauria; Squamata; Phrynosomatidae.
AUGGGACUUGAGCAUACGCGGAUUUUGGUAUACACGGGGGGUCUUAACGGAUCCCCCGCGUAUACCAAGGGCCCACUGUACUCUUACCCUCAGCUAGAUACACUUCCCUCUUCUACAUCUCUGCGGGGGGCAGUUAUUUUUUUGAAAAAGAAAGUUUCUAAGAGUUAUAACAUUCCCCCCACAAGAAAUAGUUGCCUUCCCUGUGGCCCUGGAGCCUUUCUUGCACUGCCACUCAGUGUCCCUCCCUCUUUCCAGCUAGGAAAUGAAAAUUACAAAUCUGUCGACGCGCAGAAUGCCUGGCUCCCUAGCUCUGAAACACCAUCUGCGACAAACUACUUCCUGCAGUACAUCAGCUCCAGCAUAGAAAACUCUACGCACAACACGGCUGCUUCCAGCAACAAGUUUGUGUUUGGGCAGAACAUGAGUGAGAGGGUGUUGAGUCCACCCAAAUCCAAUGACGCUAGUACAGACAGUAACAAGGAAAACGCAGCUGGUGAUUCUGGAUCAGAAUCGUCCUCGCAGGAAGCAACUCCCGAGAAAGGUGAAAUGGGAAACCUCUUUUCCAUGGGUUCUUGGAGCCUUAAAAUCUUGUUAGGAGAAACACCAAUGAAAAAGGAAAACAGCUUAUUAUUCACCCCACCCCGGGCUUUCUUCUGUUCUGAGGUCUGAAAGUGCCAGAAGCUACUCACCUCACAAUCCCUGAGAGCUUUCUUAUCUUACCUUUCGGUAGAAGGUGGAUAACUGCCAGGGAUUAUUGGGCUGCCCUGAGCCUGAUGGCCUUUUGGGAUGUUGCCUACCCUGGUCACCACUCAUUUUUUAAAAUUAUUUUGAAAAAAAUAAACACCUCCAAAUUUUUUUACUUAAAGAACAAUUGAUUCUAACCCCAGGGGUGCAGGCCAUUUGUUUCUCCUACUUUUUAAAAAAUAUACCUCUGGUUGCUAUAGUUCCAGUAGAGAGGAAAAGAUGUCCACAAUUCUCUGUGUUUGAUGGCAAAUAAAUCUUCUGGUUGGACAGAAGGGGCAGAAACCCACAUGGAAGGAGGAGGGAUUGGCAAAGGUCUCAGAAUCUUUUCCUGAUUUGUUUCCCAUCCUAACUUCCCAAGUCCUUGCUGUGGGAGGCUGUUGGCUUCCCAGUGGGUGUUGAGCUUUUUCUGUCCUUCUUAAAGGGAGUUUUGCAUUGGUUGCCCACUUCCUGUCAGCUGGCAUCUGCUCUUACUGGAUUUGGUGCAAAAGCGUGGAUAUUGUGGCGCCCCAGGGCUGGCAAGGUCAAAGUACCAAGGACUUCAUUCACCACCCCACCCACAAAGGCACCUCUCUUUCCAUUUAACAUAUUGCUACAAGCCUCAGGGGAGUGAGAGAGGGAAAGUGGGUUUUCUUAUUGUUGUGAGCUAUCUCUUUUAUAGCCCAAAGUAUUGCAAAGCAUUUGGAGAGGUAGCUUGGUCUUGAGUGGACACUAAAGAUCUAUUAGCUAGACAAAAGACCUGCUCUUAGAGAAGAUGAAAAUCUUUAGGAGUGCUUUGUCAAUAAGGAUAAGAUAGUCGCCUGCCUUUUUGGACUUCCCUUGUUGUGGUAGUUGCUCACACUUCACAGCUGUCCAUUACACCAUCCUAC